GACGAGGAGGUGUGGAGUACAGGCAGUAAGAAUGUGUUCGAUAUUAGAGAAGGGAGGAUCUAAACUCAAUUUGUCUGCUUACUGAAACUCUGCUUCAACUUUUUAUCAUUUAAGAGCACCAAGAAGGAAGAGGGAGAGAGAAAGAAAAAGGGAGUGGAAGAGAGGUGCAGCUGAGAGAGACAGCCUCUUAGAGCUUUGAGGCAGAAGUGAUGGAUUCAGCUCACCACAAAGUGACAGUCUUCUAAAGUGCCAAAGGCACUUUUAUCUGUCCUCUGCUGGAAAGGACUGAGAUGACUAGAGAGUGAGUAAUGAGGAAAACACAGGAGGACAAAUCCAGCUCUCAUUUGGAAUGACUUUCUAUCAGGAGGAACUACAGUUGGAUCAGCUACCAUUGCAAGACAACUGAGGAAGCCUCAUCAAUACAAUUUUCUUGCUUGGUGAAUUGCACACAACCUCAUGGAUACCCCGUCAAUGGUCCUACUGGGACUCCUUCUUUCUUAUGGGCUCGUCUGUCAGAUUGAUGGGUUAGCCCAAGAAUUUGAAAGUAGUGACGAUGGUUUGGAGAGAGAAUUUCUAUAUGCAGGGAGAAGCAAACGCGCUCCUGUUGACCAGCCGCAGGACAAAUGCUCUUACACUUUCAUCGUGCCGCAGCAAAAAGUGACAGGGGCUAUUUGUGUCAACUCCAAGGAGCCAGAGGCCACGCUGGAGAAUCGGGUCAAUAAGCAGGAGUUAGAGCUACUAAAUGUGGAGCUACAAAAGCAGAAAACGCAAAUCGAGACUCUUCAACAAUUGGUAGAAGUUGAUGGAGGCAUUGUUAACGAAGUCAAGCUUCUGAGGAAAGAAAGCCGAAACAUGAAUUCCAGAGUCACCCAAUUGUACAUGCAACUCCUCCAUGAGAUCAUCAGGAAGAGAGACAAUGCCCUUGAAUUAGCUCAGGUGGAGAACAAAAUACUUAACCAAACUUCAGAGAUGCAACAACUGACCAGUCGCUACAAAGACUUGGAGCACAAGUACCAGCACUUGGCCUCUUUGGCCACCAACCAGUCAACUCUUAUUGCCCUGCUGGAGGAGCAGUGCCAGGGUCGACCUCCUUCCCGACACGUCCCCGUGCCACAGCCACGGGCUCAGCCUCCUCGACCGUCACCACCUCUUACCAGGCCUUACCAGCCGCCAGUUCUUCCUCGUAUUACCAAGCCACUCAGCAAUGAGAUACAGAAUGAUCAGAAGUCUCUUCCGCCUCCGACUAUGCCUACCAUCAUACAUAACCCAUCCUCCACUGACAAACCCUCAGGUCCAUUUAAAGACUGCUUGCAGGCUCUGGACGAAGGCCACACCAACAGUGGCAUGUACUUGUUAAAACCAGAGAAUGCCAACCGUCUAAUGCAAGUGUGGUGUGAUCAGAGACAUGACCCAGGUGGCUGGACCGUAAUCCAGAGGAGAGUGGACGGCUCUGUCAACUUUUUCAGGAACUGGGAGACAUAUAAGCAAGGGUUUGGAAACAUCGAUGGCGAGUACUGGCUUGGUCUGGAAAAUAUCUACUGGCUGACUAACCAGGCAAAUUACAAGCUGCUGGUAACUCUGGAGGACUGGUCUGGCAGGAGGGUGUUUGCCGAGUAUGCCAGCUUCAGAGUCGAGCCCGAGGCUGACUUUUAUAAGCUACGAGUGGGUCGUUACCAUGGCAACGCCGGCGACUCCCUCACCUGGCACAAUGGAAAACAAUUCACAACACUGGAUAGAGACCAUGAUGCAUAUACAGGAAAUUGCGCUCAUUACCAGAAGGGAGGCUGGUGGUACAACUCUUGCGCCCAUUCCAAUUUGAAUGGCGUUUGGUACAGAGGAGGCCACUACCGGAGCCGUUACCAAGAUGGAGUCUACUGGGCAGAGUUCAGGGGAGGAGCUUACUCACUAAAGAGAGUGAUCAUGAUGAUCCGUCCAAAUCCCAACACUUUCCACUAGCUAUUAAAAAAACAUGCUGCAUUUCCCUGAACAAAACACAAAAGAUUCACAGCGGCUUUUUUACCAUCACAGCAUCUCAUAAUCAUUAGUACAUUGCUCAGGUACAUUAUUGUAUAGUGCAGCGUGAACUGUUUCUCUUACGUCCCCGCUUAUUUGCACCAAUCUGCGAGAAAGACUUUAAAGAAGACAUUUGAGAGCUGAAAAUAAAAGUGUGUUAGCAAGCAGGUCAUGAAAGCAACGUACUGUAUAGAGUCACUGGUUCACUUGUAUCAUAACAGUCUGUCCAGGGAACAAGGUUCAUAUUUAGAGUUCAUCAUAAAGCCCUGAUGUGAUCUAUUCUACAAAUGUAUUUAUGACCCUUCCAGUUGACCUUUGUGUGACAGAAAAUACAAGUUUACCCAUUCAUCGAUCAAGUUUCCGUAUAAUUUCUUCUCAUUAAUUUUGUGCAAUCUAGACUGGUUGUCAUCUUAUCACAGGGUGCAUAUACAAUAGAUAAACAAUCAUUAACAAUGUAUCAUAUGGCGGAUUUUAGUUCACUUCAUCCAACAUUCUACAUGUCGUGGAUGUGAGCGGGAGAAAAGUACCUGGAGAAACCCCACACAAGCUUUGGGGGAACAUGCAAAUUCCCCCCAAGUGGGCCUGACUGGAAAACCCAGGACCUCUUGACUAAGAGGCAGACGUGAUAACCAGCACAAGUUUAAUCAUGAUUUCAAAUAACAUUGAAAAGGGAAUCACGUCAGUUAGGUAGAAUUUCGGCAGGAAUAUAUUUUCUACAUACAAUGUAUCCAUGCAGUAUCAGACACAGGAAAUGUAUCCCAUGACUAUUUUUAACUUCAUUUUAAAUGUAUGAUCAGUGCAGUGACAUUGUUUUCUACUUAAGUCAAAUUAUGGUGUAAAAUUAUUGCAGUUUUCAUGUUCCCUGAUGUUUGACUUUUUGACAUACAGAAUGUUGUUUCUUUUUUGUUAUUUUAAUUCUUCAACUGCUUAAAAUGUUAUCUGUCAAUUUGUCUGUAUGAGCUCAAGCAUUGUAUUUACUGUACAAAUUGAGAGGUUUGAUGAUGUUAAUGGAAACAAAUAUGCGUUUGUACAUAAGAUAUUUGUAAUAUAAUGUAGUAAAUCCAUUUAUGGUACAAAAAAAAUCGCAAUAAAAUGUGUACAGAUUU
This is a messenger RNA of Syngnathus acus (greater pipefish), 3119 nucleotides long. RefSeq names its product angiopoietin-like 2b (gene angptl2b). The coding region runs from base 457 to 1956 and encodes 499 amino acids. The record is from RefSeq and is a predicted model, not a curated record. Lineage: Eukaryota; Metazoa; Chordata; Actinopteri; Syngnathiformes; Syngnathidae. The transcript is spliced from 6 exons.